CCUGCACGUGACGCGAACAGACAGCCGGCGCGGCGGUCCGAUAUCGCGGUAUCCAUCGUGACAUGUGGCGACAUAGGAUUUUUAAGAAUAUUAUCGUAAUGGAUUCAUCAGAACUGUGAAAGUUUCCAUCUUAUCUUAAAAAGCUCACCUCUUUAAAAUGGAUAAUGAACAAAGACCUCUCGUGAAUAGCGGAAGAAUAGCAGUGUCCACGAAAAUCGCUUAUGCUCUUGGACAUAUUUUCAAUGACCUAGCAGCUGCUAUGUGGUUCUCCUAUACCUUAAUCUAUCUGCAACGAGUUGCAUUAUUAGAGCCUAUCGUCGCUGGUGCGAUUUUACUCUUAGGACAAGUAAUCGAUGCCAUUAUGACACCCAUAUUUGGUUUCCUAAUUGAUCACUAUUGCAAGAAAAAAAUUUGGCACAUUAUUGGAUCCGUGAUGGUCACUCUAUCCUUCCCCGUAAUAUUCGGCGGUUUUGUCAAUUCAUCUACUACAAUUGCGAUGCUUUUAUAUGUAACGAGUAUUACGAUAUUUCAAAUUGGUUGGGCAGCCGUACAAAUCUCUCAUUUAUCGAUGAUCCCCUCGUUAACUAAUUCCGUCCUAGCUCGAGCAGAUUUAACCGCAAUAAGAUAUUCUGCUCAAGUUGGUGCGGCUGUGAUAGCUUUUGUAGUAACAUGGAUAAUUCUACCAACUAGUGGCGAAUCGAUGGUUCAAUUGGAUCAGCAAGAUGACUAUAAAUUCAGAAAUAUCGUUCUGGUCCUCACAGCUUUCGGUUUGACUGCGACUGUCUUUUUUCACAUUUUCCUGAAAGCGAAUCUCUUGGAACAAACAAUAUACCUAAAACCGGACAUUGAAAAGUCAGUUAAGCCGUCGAAUGUUUCAUUGAAUCGUCAAAUAUCAUGGAUCGACGUCAUGGUUUUAUUAAGAGUCGCGAUGCUAUACGUGGCGAGCAGAUUAUUUAUCACUCUCGCUACGAUAUAUUUGCCGUUGUAUAUAGAAGAGACAAAAGUUAAUGGUAAGCAAGCAUUGGCCAGUGUGCCGUUAGUAUCAUAUGUAUUCUCAUUCACGGCCGCUUUGCUACUCAAAUACCUCAACAGAAUUUGCAGUACCAAGGCUUGCUACUUUUUCGGCGCUAUAAUUGGUAUGACCGCCGCCGUUGUCACGGAAUUUGUCGGAAAUAACUCAACAGUCGUAUACAUCGUCGCCAUAUUAAUUGGCGUGGGAAGCUCUAUCACGAUGGUCACCGCAUUGAGCGUCACCGCCGAAUUAAUCGGCUGUCGAACGGAACGUAGCGCGUUCGUAUAUUCAAUCGUCACUUUCCUCGAUAAAAUCAUCACUGGUCUCGUAGUGAUAUUCAUCGAGAAAUUGAGAUGCAACAACAAAGAACUUUGUCCUACUUAUAAUCGAGAUACAUUGUCCAUUGUUUGUGCUUCCUCAAUGAUACUGGGACUUAUAACUUUGCUAUCUGUAUCGCGUUCUCUUACUUAAGAUAUUAACGAAUUAAUUUUUUUUUGUAUUAUAUGUCGUAUAAACCACGGUUGGGAAAAGGUAUUUUUAAAAAAUAAUAUAAUAUGUUACCGUUACCGUUAUUUGCGGUAAAAAGUAUAACUCGUUACCGUUAGUCAUUAUUACUGAGUCUAAAAAGUAACGCAUUAUCGUUAAAAAAUCGUUACUUUUCGUUACUUUUUUCGUAAUUAUGCAGGAGACGGACCUACUCACCGAUUUUGAUAAAAUUAGGGUCAUUCAACGUAUUUUCGCAUGAAAUGAACGAAUCUGGCAGAAAAAUCAGUGUCGCUCUGUUCGUGUGAAAACGCGUUGAAUAUACGAUACCCUAAUUUCGUCAAAAUCGAUGAAAAAGCCUGUCUUCUGCAUAAUUGCGCUUUUUUUUAAAUGUUAAAACAGGCUUCUAAGACAGAAUGGUG
Trachymyrmex cornetzi is the source of this 1917-nucleotide messenger RNA. RefSeq names its product major facilitator superfamily domain-containing protein 12. Gene Ontology annotation, molecular function: symporter activity. The transcript has 7 exons. Gene Ontology annotation, biological process: carbohydrate transport. Gene Ontology annotation, cellular component: plasma membrane. NCBI's taxonomy places the organism in Eukaryota, Metazoa, Arthropoda, Insecta, Hymenoptera, Formicidae. The record is from RefSeq and is a predicted model, not a curated record. Bases 158 to 1483 code for a protein of 441 amino acids.